This is a messenger RNA of Penicillium cataractarum, 1335 nucleotides long. RefSeq names its product aminotransferase-like domain-containing protein. The transcript is spliced from 3 exons. The coding region runs from base 1 to 1335 and encodes 444 amino acids. Gene Ontology annotation, molecular function: pyridoxal phosphate binding; L-2-aminoadipate:2-oxoglutarate transaminase activity. Gene Ontology annotation, biological process: biosynthetic process. The record is from RefSeq and is a predicted model, not a curated record. NCBI's taxonomy places the organism in Eukaryota, Fungi, Ascomycota, Eurotiomycetes, Eurotiales, Aspergillaceae.
AUGGCUUCUUUACGCCCAAUCGACCUCUUUCGAGGCUGGCCUGCUCCAGAUCUGAUCCCAGUUGAUUCUCUCAAGGAAGCCGCGGUGACUGCUUUAUCCAAUAAAGCAAUAUCAGAUGCCGGUUUUGGCUACGGGCCUGACGAGGGAUAUUUUCCAUUGAGAGAAAAUAUUGCGAGAUGGUUAACUCAGUUCUAUGCUCCCCCAGAAGCUAUUACUGCCAGUCGGAUUUGUAUCACGGGCGGCGCGAGUCAGAAUUUGGCUAGUAUACUGCAGGUCUUUACGGAUCCUCUUCAGACGAAGCAGAUCUGGCUGGUCGAGCCUACUUAUCAUCUUGUCUUUCGGUCUUUUGAAGAUGCAGGGUUUCAUGGACGGAUGAGAGGUAUUCCGGAAGAUGAGUGCGGAAUGGAUGUCCACACUCUCGAGCGAGCUCUAGAAGAGUUUUCACAUGCCAACGAUGACAAGGAAUCCCAUGGAAGCUAUACUGGAAAACCGGAUAGACCAUACCGGAAGAUCUACGAACACGUCAUUUACUGUGUGCCUACUUUUUCCAAUCCAUCAGGGACGACGAUGACCCGUUCUAGGCGUGAAGAGCUUGUCCAGGUUGCUCGCAAAUUCAACGCCCUAGUCAUAUGUGACGAUGUCUACGACUUUCUCGCGUGGACUGAAACUCCGAGCUCAAACCCGAUAGGUCCUUCUAUACAGCGUCUAGUCAAUAUAGAUCGUACUCUCGACGGGGGCCCAGCAGACGCGUUCGGCAACGUUGUGAGCAACGGAUCAUUCAGCAAGCUUCUCGGUCCUGGAUGCCGGGUUGGAUGGGCUGAGGGGUCAGAUACUUUUAUCUAUGGGCUUUCACAGGCUGGUCAAACAAAAUCUGGGGGUGCACCCUCUCAGUUGAUGUCAACUUUUAUCAAUGAGAUGCUGGAAACGAACACGUUACAAGAGCAUAUCUCAACGAAAUUGGUCCCGGAUGGACAUCGGCGAUACUCAUUGAUGAUCUCUGCUAUAAGAAAGUGUCUGACACCUCUCGCAGUUACGUUCUCUCCAGAUCCUGAACGAACUACAUUAACUGGUGGUUACUACGUUUGGGUCAAGUUACCCAUUCCUCUUGAUGCGAAUCAAGUCUGCCGGGAAGCUAUUGACACGCAGAACAUUGAGUUGGGGAAUGGGGGUCUAUUUUCGGUCCCCGGGGGAGACUCUCGGGACGCGGAUUUGCAUCGAAGUUUGAGAUUAUGUUUUAUGUGGGAAGAUGAUGAGCAUCUGGUCGAGGGUAUCAAUCGACUGGCUACUAUCAUUGGGACUCUGUUAGAUAGCGAGCAGAACCACCCUUGUGUUUGA